AUGCAUUCAGUCGAAAUGCAAAAAAGUGUAUCAGUGCAAGUAAAUAGUGAUUUCGCGCUUUUCCUACCCAGCGGGGUGUACGAAAUUACAAAAAUGGAGCCACGAUCAAAACUUCGAAAAGUGAUAUUGUUUUGCUUACUACUUUCACUUUUUGGGAUGGUUGCAUUUGGAUAUUUUUGCCCUGAUCAGGUUUGCGUCGUAUCGCCCAGGGAGAGGGUGGCGGAGUCCCUCGCCCUCACGUACGCGGAGGCGCCGGGACGGCCGCUGCCCGACGCGAUCGUGCAGCCGGGCCUCUCGUACGACGAGGUGCUCCAUGAUGACUUCAGAUUUGACCUCAACGCCCACGAUGUUAUGGUCUUUCUACAUAUACAGAAGACCGGAGGCACGUCGUUUGGACGGCACCUCGUUAUGGAUCUCGAUCUGAAGAGACCGUGUAACUGUCAACGAGCGCGAAAACGCUGCCAUUGUUUCCGACCGCACAGCAACGAAAUAUGGCUGUUUUCGAGAUACUCCACCGGCUGGAAGUGUGGCCUUCACGCUGACUUCACAGAGUUGACUGCGUGCGUGGGAGGAGAGUUAGAUAGGCACGAAGGUUCCGCCGUGCAUAGAAGAUACUUCUACAUUACUCUUCUCAGGGAACCUGUGUCAAGGUACUUGUCUGAAUAUAGACACGUAAAGCGCGGCGCCACAUGGAAGGGUUCAAGACACUGGUGUCAAGGACGAACCGCCACUGCGGCCGAGGUGCCCUCGUGCUACACGGGGGAGUCGUGGCGGGGAGUGACGCUCGAGGAGUUCACCGGGUGCCAGUGGAACCUGGCCAACAACCGGCAGACACGCAUGUUGGCGGACCUGGCGCUGGUCGGCUGCUACAACGGCACGCUGCGACACCGCACCAGCGAUAUAGACCGGGUGCUGCUGGCGUCCGCGAAGCGAAACCUGGCGGCGAUGUCGUAUUUCGGGCUCACCGAGUUUCAGAAGAUAUCGCAGUACGUGUUCGAGGAGACGUUCAACCUCCGUUUCGCGGUGCCGUUCACGCAGCACAACGCGACCGUGUCGGGCGCGACGCUCGCGGCGCUGUCGCCCGCGCAGGUCGCGCACAUCAAGCGGCUCAACUCGCUCGACCUCGAGCUCUACGAGUUCGCCAAGAAUCUCAUGUUCAAGAGAUUCGAAGCGUUAAAGAAACGGGACAGUGAUUUCGAGUUCCGAUGGCGGCACCUCGGCGAGGUCGCGCCACGGAACGGCGUCACCGAGUUCGACUGGGACAGCAACAUAGAAGACGCCACCACCGAGAAGAACAAAGCAGGCAAGUAAUGCCGCCUUUGUUUUAGAAAGGGCAUGGCGUAAUGCCGCCGUUGUUCUAGAGGAGACAGUAAUGCCGCCGCCGUUCUAGAAAGGGGACCGAGUAAUGCCGCCGUCGAUCUAGAAAGGGGGAAGCGAUAGUGAAAAAUGGAAUUUCGCGUCUUCUAUGAUGUACGGUGGGGUUCAAAACCCCGCCCGAGUGCGUCGUUAGCUAUAAGAAAAUUAUUAGUAAAUUGUCCUGUGUUGGUAAAAAAUUGUGUGAUCUAUAAAUAUGAUUAUAAUUAAAGAUAAUGCCAAUGAAAUUAUCCAAUUCACUUCAAAUAUAUACUGAAAUAAUUAUAGUUUAAUUUACAUAAUAUUAAAAAUGAACAAGGUCACACUAUUUUUACCAAAUACAAAGGCAGCAAAAAAUAUAUGUCGGUGACGUCACACGGGUGGCAUAGAUAAGUUAUUGAUUAAAAGUUAUAUUCGUCGAGUGCAUUCGCUAGUCAUUCGAUAAAUAAUCACCCUUCGUGAACAAGUUGUAUACAUUCGUUAGCAUUUAAUUUUUAUAAAUAACUUCUACGACAGUUGUGAAAUAUAUUCUGUACAAAAAAUAUACCUGAAAAUGAAACCUGACAGCUAUUAAUAUUAUUUAAUUUCAAUAUGGCAAUCUCAACAUUCGUAAUUUAGUGUUGCAAUGUACAUAUUUGUUUUAAGGCAUUUAUUUUUAAUG
This is a messenger RNA of Zerene cesonia (dogface butterfly), 2014 nucleotides long. RefSeq names its product heparan-sulfate 6-O-sulfotransferase 2 (gene Hs6st). Lineage: Eukaryota; Metazoa; Arthropoda; Insecta; Lepidoptera; Pieridae. Gene Ontology annotation, molecular function: heparan sulfate 6-sulfotransferase activity. Bases 1 to 1311 code for a protein of 436 amino acids. The transcript has 8 exons. Gene Ontology annotation, cellular component: membrane. The record is from RefSeq and is a predicted model, not a curated record.